Molecule: messenger RNA, 2838 nt
Organism: Vicugna pacos (alpaca)
Lineage: Eukaryota; Metazoa; Chordata; Mammalia; Artiodactyla; Camelidae
Gene: ZNF385B
Product: zinc finger protein 385B
Cellular component (GO): nucleus
Molecular function (GO): nucleic acid binding; zinc ion binding
Source: RefSeq, a predicted model, not a curated record
CCAUGGCUGAGUGGUAGUUUCUGAGUAGCUGGGAGAUCCUCAGAAAAAUUACAGAAAAGAAAGUAACUUGUCAGUCUCUUAGGAUAUAUUUGGUUCAGUGUCGUCAGAAGGUAGUCUGUCCUCUCCCUGGAAUCAAGUUGCAAACACUAUCCUCAAUAGUAAUUAGAGCUAAGCGGCAAUUACAGGACGUAUGAUUUGUUCAGAUGCACUGCCUGUCGCCUGUUUCCUAGCACCACAUUUCACAGGAGCACCAGGUUGAAAUGAUGGAAUUAUUUUUCUCUCAAUGUAAUACCUCGUAGAGUGCUCGAAUGCAGAAGUGAACGUGGAUUGUAAUCUUAAAAACGAAGGCAGUACAUGCCACACUACUACCCUUCCUGCUCUUGUGCGCACGCCUACCCUGAUGAUGCAGCCUUCACUGGACAUCAAACCAUUUAUGUCUUUUCCAGUGGACGGUAGUUCUGCUGUUGGGCUCUUUCCAAAUUUUAACACAAAAAGAAGAGGCUUAUUUGGGACCAAUAAAUUCUGCCAGAUGGAUCCUGUGCAAAAAGCAGUCAUUAACCACACAUUUGGAGUGUCCAUUCCCCCAAAGAAGAAACAAGUUAUUUCUUGUAAUGUCUGUCAGCUUCGCUUUAACUCGGAUAGCCAGGCCGAGGCCCACUACAAAGGAAGUAAACAUGCCAAGAAGGUCAAAGCACUAGAGGCAACGAAAAAUAAGCCCAAAAUGGUUUCUUCCAAGGACAGCGCAAAGGCUAAUCCCAGCUGCUCCAUCACUCCAAUCACAGGCAACAACUCUGACAAAUCAGAAGAUAAAGGGAAGUUAAAAGUCAGCAUUUCCAGUCCAGCAACAAGCUCUGAAGGUGGCUCCUUUCUCCUCAGAACUGGCACGACACCCCUGCCACCUGGAGCAGCCACUUCUCCCUCCAAGAGCACAAAUGGAGCUUCUGGUAGUGUUUCUGAAUCAGAAGAAGAAAAAGCCAAAAAACUACUUUAUUGUUCACUAUGCAAAGUGGCUGUGAACUCCCUGUCACAGCUAGAGGCACACAACACAGGAUCUAAACAUAAGACCAUGGUUGAAGCUCGCAAUGGGGCUGGUCCAAUUAAGUCCUAUCCUAGACCUGGAUCAAGAUUAAAGAUGCAAAAUGGCAGUAAGGGGUCAGGACUACAGAACAAGACAUUUCAUUGUGAAAUCUGUGAUGUUCACGUUAAUUCAGAAAUUCAACUCAAACAGCACAUUUCUAGCCGAAGGCAUAAGGAUCGAGUUGCAGGAAAACCACUGAAGCCGAAGUACAGCCCUUACAACAAACUCCAGCGGAGCCCAAGCAUUUUAGCAGCAAAACUUGCAUUCCAGAAAGACAUGAUGAAGCCUUUGGCCCCGGCCUUCCUGUCCUCGCCCCUGGCGGCGGCGGCGGCGGUGUCCACCGCGCUGUCCCUGCCGCCCCGGCCGUCGGCCUCGCUCUUCCAAGCUCCGGCCAUACCUCCAGCUCUCCUGCGGCCGGGCCACGGCCCCAUCCGCGCCACCCCUGCCUCCAUCCUCUUCGCUCCCUACUAAUGUCUGCCAGCCCCAGACGGUUGAGGCCAGUAGGAAAGUGGAGAAGGAAAGCCAAAAGGAUUCAGCACUUUGAGCAUUUGGGGUCACAGCGUCCCCACCCGCCCGGCCACAAAGUGCGGAGCGCCGCCCCAGCCCCCGACUCCAAAGAGUUAUCCCUCACGAGACUGGAGAGUGCUUUCAGGGGCGCCUCCUGUCAUUUCUGAAUCUGAGCAGCCCAGGCUUUAUCUCCCUGUUUCCCUCCCCCUGCCCUACCCUACCCCAUUCAAUAUGUGUAGCUGAGGUAUUUGGUUUCUUGCAAAUGUAUUGGUCAGAAAAAAUAUAUAUACAUAUAUAUCAUUCUCUGACUUAUUUUUCCAUGGGUGUGAUCUGGCUUAGAAACAAUAUGGAAUCUUUUCCUGACAGACUUGAAAACUAGGGUCUUCCUCACAACGUCUGUAAAUAAUCCUGGAAUCCAACUGGGCACAUUCUAGUGUGGAACAAAAAUAGAUGAACACAAGUGCUUACUUGUGAACCCCAUCUUACCGACGGAUCGCAGCGUUUUCUUUUCCGUGUACUAUUGUUGACAGGGAUUGUGUACUGUUUUAGACCCAAGUGCUGUUGUAUCCUGUGUAGUACUAGACCUGUAUCUCUUGUCUGAAUUAAACAUUUUUAGUUGCUGUGUAAAUGUUAGGAAGCCAAGUAGCUUUGAAUUUUCUCUUUAAGAGAACAAAAGAUAAAGUAAUGUAUUUUCUUUAUUUUACAUUUUAUUUGAUGAUAUUUAAACGAAAUAGAAAGCCAUAUAACAUAGCUCUAAUUACUACCUGUCUGCUAUUUUUGUUUAACUUAUUUCGUAGCUUUCUCACCAUUUGGAGUUGCUAAGCAAAUGUAUACAAACAGAAAAAGAGCUUCCUAAAUUGCACAUUUUUGCACCUCUUGUGCAUUCUGCAAGAAGACAAUGAAUCCAUGUAUUUCUAUGUAAUGAUCUUCAUUUUUAACCUGUUUUCAUUUGUAAUGAUGCUACAUAAAUUUGUGGCUCCCUAAUGCAAUAAUGUACAGAAGAUAAAAAAUUUAUAAUUGAACAGUUUGUCUUUCUGUUCACUGAAUAUGUUGCAGGUCGUGCUCCCAUGCCCCCCUUUCUAAGCUGAUAUCAACAAGACUGGAAUGUUUGUGAUAUCAGGGGCAAGAGGUAUCAUAAAACAGCAAAAUAGAAUGAACUCUUUUAGAGCAUCUAUAUCUGCAAUCUGUAAAUGGUAAAAUGUCUGUGUAUUUUUUUAAAUGUACCUUUUCAAUAAAAGUACAAAAAAUAAAAA